GUCACUGACGACGAGGUGCUGCGUUUCAUUAAACCGAACGCGUUAUCUUCUGGGCCUCGCUCGAUCUUUCUGUGUUGGGCCUUUUACACUCACAUCCCGAACGAUGUCACAACGUCUCCAACCCUAAGACACAUUGCUCUCGCGUAACUCUUUUCUGCGCCGUCGACGCGUGACGUCUUCGAUUCCUUCUUCUUCGAUGAAACGGCCGGAGUUAUGUCGUCGUCUUUAUUCCAAUUGCAUUCAAUCCCUCGCUCAUUCAAUCCCUCUCUCAGACUCUUCGAUGCGCCCUUUGAUCCCGAGCGGAUCUGUAUAAAUAUGUAAGAUCUAUAGAUCCCCAACGCAUCAUCUCUUUCUUUCUCUUGAGACUUUCUGAUUCCUGUUGCUAUGUCUAUUUCGAGAGUCUUCUUCUCUGACCUGAAGUCCGGCAAAUGCUCCUCCGUCGUCGAGGCCCGGCUCCUACGGUUCUGGGAGGCGAGGAACGUCAAACGUGGUGGCGAGCUGAUGUGGGUCGAUAUGCUACUUAUGGACGUGAAUUCGACUUUGAUCCAAGCUACUAUCAACGCGAAUCGGCUUCCAAGGUUCCGAGAUAGGCUCGCCGCCGGGACGAUGUACUCUGUCUCUGGCUUUGACGUGGCUCGCUGUGCUCAGAACUUCAAGCUUGCGGACUCUUCUUUGAUGAUCCGGUUUAACGAUUCCACCGAGUUUGACGUGUUAUCUGAUCCGGUCUCGCCAAUACCUGCAGAGGGAUUCCGGUUCCGUAACCAGACCGAGUUGGUUGGUUUAGCCAAUACAAACACUCAGCUUCCAGGUACAGAUGUGAUCGUAUCGUACAUAUGUAUAUUUAUCUGUAUGGGUUUUGUGCUUUAUGUAUUAAGCCACUGAGCUCUCUGAUCUCAAUAUUGAACCUGUAUAUAUUAUUGGUGAAAUCGUGGCGGUGAAGAGCACCGUGUCUGACCCUCCGGAGGACAAGAACCGUGUCAUGGUCACCGUCAAACUAGAAAAUGAUGUGUCUGUCACUCUUAGUCUGUUUGACGCUCAAGCCGUUUCAUUCCACCAGAAGCUUGGAGGCAUGCGUGAUGAUCCUAAAGUGAUUGUUGCCACAAGCAUAAACCCGAAGAUGGUUGGAGGUCGUUUAUUCCUCAACGCGACGUCAGGAACACAUGUUUAUUAUGAUAAGGAGACACAUGCAGGAGAGUCUUUAUUUUUCCGAGACACUGGUCUUCCGUCUGCCGCACCUCUCUUGAAGUCUUAUGCGAAGGUUGAGCCUGUGAAAAUUGCAGAGCUUAACCAUUUUAUCACUACAGAUCCGCCCCAGGAAAUAGAUUUCUUAUGCACUGCGAGAGUUUCUCAAGUUGAAGCGGACAAAGGGUGGUGCUAUGUUGCGUGUUCUAAGUGCAGCAAGAAAUUGCAACGCACUGUCACUUCUUUCGAAUGUGCACGCUGUAAUAAUCCUCAUGCGGUCGGAUCUUUACGUUAUCGUGUUGAGAUGGUUGUAACUGAUGAUACUGCGGAAUGGACAUUUGUUUGCUUUGAUGGUGUUAUGACUAAGUUGCAUAAUCUCAGGGCAAGUGAGGCGGUCCAGUUACUGGCUGAAGAAGGAGUGAACCCUGAGGAUUCCGUGAUGCCUCCGUUCGUUGCAGGAAUGGAAGGCAAGACCUACACUUUCCAAGUCCAUGUCACGCCCUACAACUUCACCGUCAACCACCAGACGUUCACCGUAUCGCGUAUCAUCAAUGAGGUUGAGCGUUCACCAGCUCCAGAAUUUGUCGAUGAUGAAGGUGAUGACAAUGAUGAUGAUGAUGCGCCAGACGGGCCUAACAACCGUGAGAAGUCUGGUUCCGACAAGGGCAAUUGUGAGUCAUCAAAGAGGGCUGGAAAGGAGCCAGUCGGUAAUGUGCGUAAAAGGGCGCGUAUUGCUUAAGAUGGAUCUUCGAUAAUAAUCUCUCGAUAUUCUGCAGCUUAAUAAUGUUUCUGCAUUCUUCUUUAUUCUCAUCUUUACUCUAUCUAUGUUAUGGAUUUUCUACAUUCACGUUGUUUUUUUUUUUUGUUUUUCAAACUCUCUACUUUAUGGUUGUUAUGGAUGCUUUUUAUAUUGAGUUGACAAAAGUUUAAA
Brassica oleracea var. oleracea is the source of this 2113-nucleotide messenger RNA. RefSeq lists its product as uncharacterized. Gene Ontology annotation, cellular component: nucleus. The transcript is spliced from 9 exons. Gene Ontology annotation, molecular function: DNA binding. Lineage: Eukaryota; Viridiplantae; Streptophyta; Magnoliopsida; Brassicales; Brassicaceae. The record is from RefSeq and is a predicted model, not a curated record. The coding region runs from base 980 to 1921 and encodes 313 amino acids. Gene Ontology annotation, biological process: DNA replication; DNA repair; DNA recombination.